UACGAUCAAUGUAUUGUUUACCAAACACACAUCCGUACUUGACUCUUCAGUGCUAAAUUUCAUCAUGUAAACAUAUAUAUGAACGAAGUCCAUAGCCUACUCUUCGAGGAGAUCCACUGGUGCUGAAGUUAUUGGAAGCUGUGCUGCGGGGCGCGCGCACUGAGUCGAGGACGCGCAGAGCGUCACCUGCUGCUGCCGCGCGCGCGAUUCCCACCGCAGCCAGUCGGUCUGUGCGCGUCCUCGUGAAAGAGUGUGAUCAGAGAGGAGCAGUGUUGAUCGGGCUCUGUUAUUCUGAUAUUAAUCACUUAACAUGGAUUGCUCUGAAGAGGUGCAGUCCGUUUCGGAUGAAACUGGCACUCCGGUGGAGUUAAAGAAGGGAAUGUCGAUAUUUUUAGAUAUCUUGAGAAGAGCAGACAAAAAUGAUGAUGGGAAGCUGUCUUUUGAAGAGUUUAAGGCUUAUUUCUCAGACGGAGUUCUGUCAGGAGAAGAAUUGAAGGAGCUCUUCCAUAAGAUUGAUACUCAUAAUACAGACAAUGUGGACACAGAAGAGCUGUGCGCAUACUUCUCUCAGCAUCUUGGAGAAUAUGAAAAUGUCCUUGCUGCCUUAGAAGACUUGAACGUCUCUAUAUUGAAGGCUAUGGACAAAACCAAAAAGGAUUACCAGGAGGCCACACACCUGCAGCAGUUUGUGACUCGGUUUCUGCUGAAGGAGACAACGAGCCAGCUGCAGUCUCUUCAGAGCUCGCUGGAGUGUGCCAUGGAGACCACAGCUGAGCAGACACGGCAGGAAAGGCAGGCACCCAUGAAGCCUGAGGUGCUGUCGAUUCAAUGGUCAGGAAGGCGAUCCAAUCGAAGACUCCAACGGAAUAACAGCUUGUCUCCAAACAACCCACUUCUUAGCCUCGUCAAUUCAGGUAUGUAUGAGGAGGACAGUCAGUGGAUGACCCAGAUAAACAGACUACAGAAGCUGAUCGAUCGCCUUGAGAAGAAGGAGCUGCGUCUGGAGCCGGUAGAAGAAGAGGUCUCAGAAGGCUCCACGAAAUCGCACAUUCUGAUAGUGCAGAGGCAGUUGUCUGUGAUGGAGGACGAGCUGGAGGAGUUCCGUUUGGCUCUGCGGCAGUACGUUGAUUGUGCCAGUGUCCAGACAGGCAGCCUCCAUGUUGCAGUUCAGCGGAUUGCUAAUGAGUCUCGCUUCAUAGUCUAUGAGUUCUGGGAGCACACUAGUUUGUGGAAGAAUCAUCUGCAGACAAACUACAGCAAAACCUUCCAGAGGGCCAACGUGGAUUUCUUGGAGACGCCAGAGAUUACGACAACUAUGCUGGUACCAGCAUCAUGGUGGGUCCUGAACAACAAUUAGAACCGCAAUAAUGAACAACGAUCAAAAGGCAACCGAGUUUGUCAUUACUAUGUCUCUGUCCUCUGAUGGAGCAGUGUUGUGUUAACACUUCCUGUGAAGUUGUGGUGAAAAUCAUCGGAUAUUCAUGCUCCCUCAUCUUUAGCUCUUUCAAAUAUGUACCUUCCUUAAUAUCUAAGGCAAUGGCCUAGUCACCAAUAUCGAUGGUACUCUAUCCACUAUUUUUACAUGCGGAAUACGUUUGUGUGAAAUGUUUGUUUGAUUCGUUACUUACUGCAGUGGCGUAGUCGAGAAGUAAUUUAAGAGGGCAAUGAGGAAAUAUGCUAAAUAAAGUCACUGCAGGUUCUGUACAAUUAAAUUGAUAAGUAUGAUGUGCUCGUGAGUAAUGGGUGGAUGUCGG
Molecule: messenger RNA, 1754 nt
Organism: Ictalurus furcatus (blue catfish)
Lineage: Eukaryota; Metazoa; Chordata; Actinopteri; Siluriformes; Ictaluridae
Gene: necab1
Product: N-terminal EF-hand calcium binding protein 1
Exons: 13
Coding region: 311-1357 (348 amino acids)
Biological process (GO): regulation of amyloid precursor protein biosynthetic process
Cellular component (GO): cytoplasm
Molecular function (GO): calcium ion binding
Source: RefSeq, a predicted model, not a curated record